ACGACUUUUAGCUUUCCAUUAACUUUUAAGUGACACGUUUAAAUUUAUUGCAUAUCCAGACAAGGGUAUAGGGAGCAUUAUAGCAUCUUAAGGCCCUUUUUCAUCUUUCGAAACGUAAAAGCUAUGGCAAUUUCGUUCCUUUCUCAUCAAUGGCAAUCCUUACAAGUUGUGUUUUUCGUACUUAACUAUGUUUUUGCUUCCUAUAUCAGAGCUCAACCAUCAUCCAGCAAUGGUGCUGACUUUUGGUGCUCGAGAUCAUCGGCCCCAUGCCCAACAUACACAGCAUAUUUUGCUCAAGAACCGGACUAUUUGGACCUGCAAAACAUCGCCAAACUGUUCGGAACUAGCCCUCAAGAGAUUGCAAGAGCUAGCAACUUGGUUUCUGAAGAUACUCGGUUAUUCCCAGGCCAACUGUUGCUGGUCCCUAUAAUUUGUGGCUGCACCAGGAACCAUUAUUUUGCUAAUAUUACGUAUGAUAUCAAGUUUGGUGACACUUAUUACAUAGUUUCAACCACUGUUUUUGAGCAUCUCACCAAUUUUACUACAGUGGGAGACAUGAAUCCUUCCCUAGAUCCAAAAAGUUUGCAGGUUGGUGACAAAGUUGUGUUUCCUUUGUUCUGCAAGUGCCCUUCAAAAGCUGAAUUGAAGAAUGAAACUGAAUAUUUCAUUAGCUAUGUCUGGCAACCAAAUGACGAUAUUUGGAGUGUAAGUGCCAAGUUCAAUGCAUCAGCACCAGCUAUCAUUGAUGAAAAUAAGUUAAAUGAUUACCAGGAUAUUAGCUUGGCUGUGAUUCCCCCAUUGAUGAUCCCUGUGUCGGACUUGCCAGUGCUUUUGCAAACUCAGUUCUCUGGAGGAAGCAAAUCUAAACACCGGGGGGGCCUCAUAGUUGUUUUAAGCAUAGUAGGCUGUUUGCUUGUUUUAGCAGGUGUGGUAAUACAUAAGAGAAAGAAGGUCUUUAGGCGCAAUGGUUGGUCUCCGGAGACGGUCGGUUUGAUUCCGGUGAAGGAUCUUACUAAAAGCGAAAGUUUCCAGCCAAAGAUAAUACAAGAUAAGCUGCUUCCUGGAGUUUCAGGCUACUUAGGCAAGCCAAUCAUGUAUGAGGCUCAUGUGAUUAUGGGGGCAACCAUGAACCUCAAUGAACAUUGCAGAAUUGGAGGAACAGUCUAUAGGGCCACCAUUGAUGGGAAACUGCUAGCCAUAAAGAAAACAAAGGAUGAUAUUACAAAGGAAUUGAAGAUUUUGCAGAAAGUGAAUCAUGCAAAUCUGGUGAAGUUAAUGGGUGUCUCAGCUGAUUCAGAUGGAAAUUGCUACUUGGUUUAUGAAUAUGCUGAAAAUGGAUCCCUCGAUAAGUGGUUGCAUCCGAAAAGUUCAUGUUCUUCAAGCCGUGCUGCAGUUCUCACCUGGAGCCAGAGGUUACAAGUAGCACUGGAUGUUGCCAAUGGCCUGCAAUACAUGCAUGAGCACACUCAACCGAACAUCGUCCACCGAGAUAUCAGGACAAGUAAUAUACUUCUUGAUUCCACGUUUAAAGCCAAGAUUUCUAAUUUCUCUGUGACUGAAACAAUUGCAAAUGCUAUAAUGCCAAAAGUGGAUGUUUUUGCCUUUGGGGUUGUGCUUUUAGAGCUGCUUUCAGGAAAGAAAGCAAUGACAACAAAAGAAAAUGGUGAGAUUUUCAUGUUGUGGAAGCAGAUAAGGCAAGUUUUGGAAAUCGAAGAGAAAAGGGAAAAAAGGCUGAGAAAAUGGAUGGACCCGAAUUUGGAGAGCUUUUAUCCCCUUGACAGUGCUCUAAGCUUAGCAGUACUUGCAAUGGCCUGCACUCAAGAGAAUCCUCUGGCUAGGCCAAGCAUGGCUGAAAUCGUCUUUAGCCUUUCAGUUCUUAUUCAGUCAUCUUUCGAGAUAUCGGAAGGCUCUUGGGGUUCGGGGAUAGAAACAGAACUCGACCAGAUGAUUGUUCCAGUCGUUGCUCGUUAGGUGUUGCAGAAAAUCUGUAGGUUCCCGUUUAUGUAGUAACCAAUGUAUAGUUCUACUUUGUAAUAUACAGUUUGAACUUGGUCUUCAGUUUUGAAGAUGUUUUGGACUAAGUUUUAUUAAUGUGAAUAUGAAUCCUGCAAUUAGUUAUUUUUCA
This is a messenger RNA of Gossypium raimondii (Peruvian cotton), 2125 nucleotides long. RefSeq names its product serine/threonine receptor-like kinase NFP. The transcript has a single exon. Gene Ontology annotation, biological process: protein phosphorylation. NCBI's taxonomy places the organism in Eukaryota, Viridiplantae, Streptophyta, Magnoliopsida, Malvales, Malvaceae. Gene Ontology annotation, molecular function: ATP binding; protein tyrosine kinase activity. The record is from RefSeq and is a predicted model, not a curated record. The coding region runs from base 124 to 1971 and encodes 615 amino acids.